Molecule: messenger RNA, 1197 nt
Organism: Lotus japonicus
Lineage: Eukaryota; Viridiplantae; Streptophyta; Magnoliopsida; Fabales; Fabaceae
Product: F-box/kelch-repeat protein At3g23880-like
Exons: 1
Coding region: 1-1197 (398 amino acids)
Molecular function (GO): protein binding
Source: RefSeq, a predicted model, not a curated record
AUGGUGGUGUCAAGUGGUGAGAGUGGUGGGAUAAACGACUUUGUUUCCUUAACCAAGAUGCAACCACCAAAAAACCUAACAUCUCCACCUUCACUCUCCUCCUCUUCUAAUCCUCCCGGCAGCCUAGUGCCACAACCAAUCCUUCCCUUGGAAAUCGUGGAAGAAAUUCUUUGCAGGCUUCCAGUGAAGCUCCUCUCACAACUCCGCUGUGUAUGCAAGUCCUGGAAUUCGCUAAUUUCUGAUCCCAAGUUUGCCAAAAAGCACCUGCGCUACUCACAUAAGGACUUCACUCGCUUCCACCUCUUGCUAAACUUCAUGAACCCUUCAUGCGAGAAUUAUCUCUUGGACUACUUUCUACCCUCUUCUUUCAAUGAUAUAACCCCUGCCACCACAGAUCUCAGGUAUCCUUUAAUUAAUCAAGAAUAUUUUCUUUCGAUUGCUGGAUCUUGCGACGGAUUUCUCUAUUCCACCAUUGGUCGUUCCUUUAUUGUAUGGAACCCAUCUAUUAAGAAAUUGAAGAUGUUGCCGUCGUUGGAAAUUCCAUCACUAGGUGGUAUAAGUACAAAGAUAAAUCAUGGGUUUGGUUACGAUCAUUUAAGUGAUAGAUACAAGGUGGUUUCAAUUUUUCACUAUAUAUGUGAUGGUGGUCGUCUUAGAAAUCAAGUCCAUGUCCAUACUUUGGGUCCCGAUUCCUGGAGAAGGAUUGAGGAUUUCCCUUAUGACCUUUUGUUAAAUACAUUUGGAAUAUUUGUGAGUGGCACGCUUAAUUGGUUUGCGUUAGCCUCAAAUGAUUCAUGGGCUAUUGUUUCUUUUCAUUUGGGGAAGGAGUCUUAUCAAGAAAUUUCACAGCCUGAUUAUGGAGAUGAAAGUUUAGUUACUAAAGACUUAACGGUAAUAAGAGAUUGCUUGUGUGUCGUUGCUGAUAAGAAGACAGUUUCAGAUAUUUGGCUUAUGAAAGAAUAUGGUAUUCAAGAGUCUUGGACUAAAUUGUUCAGGGUUACUUGUGAAGAUCCUAAAACUCAUCCACUUACUCGGGUAAUUUAUAUUUCUAAGGAUGAUGAACUAUUGCUAGACUACCAGUACAAGGUCGGUGUUUAUAAUCCAAGAAAUGUUACUUUUAAAACUCUUCUUUUUCAAUACGAGGGUUUCAUCACUCCAUGGGUGUAUGUUGAGAGUUUGCUAUCACCUUGUUCUUAA